Messenger RNA from Eremomyces bilateralis CBS 781.70, 559 nucleotides. RefSeq names its product histone cluster 1, H3g protein. Gene Ontology annotation, cellular component: nucleosome. The transcript is spliced from 3 exons. Gene Ontology annotation, biological process: rRNA transcription. The record is from RefSeq and is a predicted model, not a curated record. The coding region runs from base 89 to 499 and encodes 136 amino acids. Gene Ontology annotation, molecular function: structural constituent of chromatin; DNA binding; protein heterodimerization activity. Lineage: Eukaryota; Fungi; Ascomycota; Dothideomycetes; Eremomycetales; Eremomycetaceae.
CUCAACCACACCCAUCUAUCUCAGCCACGCAACACCAAAGCAUCCAUUCAUCCACAAAUCCAUCAAAUCAUCCAUUCCAACUAUCGAAAUGGCUCGUACCAAGCAGACUGCCCGUAAGUCCACUGGUGGCAAGGCCCCGCGUAAGCAGCUCGCCUCCAAGGCCGCUCGCAAGUCGGCCCCGUCGACCGGAGGUGUCAAGAAGCCUCACCGAUAUAAGCCUGGUACCGUCGCUCUUCGUGAGAUCCGUCGCUACCAGAAGUCGACCGAGCUCCUCAUCCGCAAGCUCCCCUUCCAGCGUCUCGUCCGUGAGAUCGCCCAAGACUUCAAGAGCGACCUCCGCUUCCAAUCUUCCGCCAUCGGUGCUUUGCAGGAGUCCGUCGAGGCUUACCUCGUCUCGCUCUUCGAGGACACCAACCUUUGCGCCAUCCACGCCAAGCGUGUCACCAUCCAGUCCAAGGACAUCCAGCUUGCGCGCCGCCUUCGUGGUGAACGCUCUUAAGCGACUUCUCUUUCCUGGGUGAACAGUCAAAUGGCUAUGGCGAUAUGGGGAUGAGGGUUC